Messenger RNA from Halichondria panicea, 2489 nucleotides. RefSeq lists its product as uncharacterized. Lineage: Eukaryota; Metazoa; Porifera; Demospongiae; Suberitida; Halichondriidae. Gene Ontology annotation, biological process: regulation of Notch signaling pathway. The record is from RefSeq and is a predicted model, not a curated record. Bases 324 to 2366 code for a protein of 680 amino acids. Gene Ontology annotation, cellular component: membrane. Gene Ontology annotation, molecular function: O-fucosylpeptide 3-beta-N-acetylglucosaminyltransferase activity. The transcript is spliced from 8 exons.
AUGUAGCUUAUCUCCUUGAGCUAUAUAUACCCCACAUUCAAUAAUAAUGAAGGAAUGCCUAAUUGAAGAGUCAUUAAAAUAUAUUUUCCUGUAAACAUGUACAUGUAGCUUAUCUCCUUGAGCUAUAUAUACCCCACAUUCAAUAAUAAUGAAGGAAUGCCUAAUUGAAGAGUUAAUAGUAUUCAUUUGAUAUUUUUGUUGGUUUAUCGACCUUUCCCUUAUUGACAAGAGAUUCCAGGACAUAAAGCUUCGAUCUGUCAGUUCUGUCAGAUCAGAUCACACACUGUACACGAAUCUUUAGGUAUUAAAAAUAAACUCUCAAGAUGAGGCUCAAAAGGAACGGCGUGCUGGGUAUGAUGGCCAUUGUGCUCUUGACUCUGAUAGCCCAACUCUUCAUUCUCUCUGCUCUCUUCAAUUAUUUCAGUCCCUCAGUGCAUCAUCCCAGGCUUGUACAUGCAUCAUUACUGGAACCAAAACAUCACCCGAGAAGUUUGCAAGACUUUGAGGAUUCUCCAGCAGCAGCCGAUGUAUCACUUGCAAAUAUGAGGUCCGUAAAACAGUCUCCCCAAAUGGACGAUGAUGAAAAUCUAACUGAUGAUGCUUUCGAGGAGACGAUAGUGCAGAGAAAAAAGUCCAAAGAAGGUAUGGACGAAUUGGAAAAAGCUCCUAAACAUCACGACAAAGAUGAAUCGCACCAGGACAAAAAUGAAUUGCACUACGACAAAGAUGAAUUGCCUAUCGACAAAGAUGAAUUGCACGACAACAAACAUGAAUUGCACGACGACGGUCAUAUGGAGUACAAACAAGAUAUUGGGCUAGAUACAAAAGAGAAGCCUCCUAAUGACUUUAGUAGGGAAUUCACUGGUUUAAGGCGAGCUACAGUACGAUAUAUAGAUGUAUCCACCACAGAAAAACGUCGAGUUUUGAAUCGUCCGUCAAAAAAAUCAGAAUCUAUAGAACUAGGUAAGAAUGAAGAGCUAAUGAAAAACUGGGAGAAACAUCAACUGAAAAUAAUCAAAACAAGUGGUAAACUGAAAUCACUUUUAGCUCGAGUCAAUCCCAUGGAUUCAUACCGUCAAUCGCUUAAAAUCCCUGGCCUGAAAUCUGGAGUCUCUAUUAGAGACUAUGUGGCCCGUAUUCAAUCUCUAGGCAGAAGCAGCAAUCUCACUCAAUUCUUAAAAGACUUUUGCAGUGGUUCUGUUGAAGAAUUACUCGAAUGCUCAAAUAAAAAGAUGCGGAAACUUACCCCUCACGAAGAACAAGGUAGAAACAUUAUGUUCACCAUACGAACGACGAAAGAUUACCAUGAAACGAGACUGGGGGUGAUGUUUGAGACGUGGGUGAUGACGUUGUAUCCCGAGUCGCUGUUCCUGGUGACGGAUGAUGAAGACAGUGAGCUAGCGGAGCAACUGGAGGAGGUGGGCAUGCACUACAUCAAUGCCAAGUCUGGACACACCCACAACAGAGUGGACCUGUGCUGCAAGGCAGGAGUGGAGCUGGAGCUAAUGUUUCAGCCUGAGAAUAAGCACUUUGACUGGAUAUGCCAUGUUGAUGAUGACAUGUAUGUGCAUGUACCACCGUUGGCCCGGCAACUCUCUAAGUUCGACCCUCGCACAGACCCUGUGUAUCUGGGAAGGUCUGGCUCUGAAUGGGACUCUCCUCGCAUUGUCAACAUCACCUCAAAACUGGGCAAGCCUGGACAAAAAUAUCACUUUGCUGUUGGAGGAAUGUACUGUCUUAGUAGAGCCAUGUUGGAGCUCGCCAAGACUUAUCUAGUUGGUUGCCAUGCCUUUAACGAGUCUUGUAGCAAGACGCAAAUGCCUGAGGACGUCACAGUGGGACUAGUCACUGGUGCAGUACUGAGGAAGCCACUCACCCACACACAGAUGAUCUGGACCCAUGGAUUGGACCUGCUCACCUCUACACCUUCCCCCUACAUCAGAGACAUGAUAGCGUUCUCCAAUGGGUUUGGGGCUGGUGCUCCUUGGAUGCCUGUGCCUAACGUAGUAUUUGUCCCCGGGGCACUGUUCAGUAUCGACGAGGAUCUCACACAGUUCAAGUCUAUUCACUGCCAUAUCUACCCAACCCUUCACUGGUGUAUUGACCAGAAAAGAUUCCUCGUUGAAGCCAGGGAAAAACGAAAACAAGAGGGAAAGCAUACCUGUGUCUGUGCCUGGGAGACGUACAUGUGUUGUGAGAUCAUCAGGUCGGGAUACUUUGAGACUGUCUCCACUGGAGAAAAAGCUAACGCUGAACAUAAAAAUAAACCGAGACCAGAAGAAACACAAAAUACUAUUAAACAAAAAGCGCUCCGUAGAGGCAAAAAAAUUCCUAAUACCUAUAGACCUAAAACAUCAGAUAGCUGAUAAAAAGUUUGUUAGCCAAUACAGUUAUGUCAUGUAGUUAUUUUUGUCUGUUUUGAGUACUUUGUGUUCACAAUUAAUUUUUCACCAAUUUUCACUAAUUCAAUCUUGCAGCAAAAAUUACAA